AUGGGCCUUCUUGACAGUGCUUACCUAAACCGAAUGUUAGAAUCAAUGCGUCUCUUUGAAAGUAUUUGCAAUUCUAGAUGGUUCAUAAAUACUUCAAUGAUUGUUUUUCUCAACAAGACAGAUUUAUUUAUCGAAAAAAUUAAAAGGAAAACAAUUAAAGUUUGCUUCAAUGAUUAUAAAGGUUCUGACUCUUACGAAGAACAAGUAAAAUUUAUCGAGGAAAAAUUCGAAGCAUUGAAUGCGAAUCCUGACAAAACCCUUUAUAUGCAUCAAACUUGUGCUACUGAUACUAAUCAAGUGCAACUCAUUCUUGAUUCUGUCAUCGACUUGAUUAUUCAAAAUAAUCUGCAGGGAUGUGGUUUAUACUAA
Messenger RNA from Meloidogyne enterolobii, 369 nucleotides. Lineage: Eukaryota; Metazoa; Nematoda; Chromadorea; Rhabditida; Meloidogynidae. The record is from the annotation of a GenBank genome assembly.